GCUCGGCUGAAAUGCUGUCACACGGAUUUAAAUCUGAAGCGGCUCAGCCUCUCUCUGUUCUGGCGCAUCUUCCCUCUUGCCCCCCGGCACCAUGGCAACCUGGCCAUGGUAGCCCAGCCUCGGCCAUGGCACCCUGUGCUGCUUUUCCCUGCAUCCCUGUGCCUGAAGGGAUGCUGCUGGGUACCACAUCCCCCCAUUCCCGUCGGGAGCAGUGUGCAGCGGGAGGUGCCGCUGGGAUGCGCGCUGCCUGCCGUGCUGCCUGCGCACCGCCUGGAGGGAAUGAACCAAACCAGGGGUGUUUUGUGACAGUCUUGUGCCUGGGUGUCACCUGCAGGAGAUUUGCAAACCACAGUAAAAAUAAGGGGUUUAGGGACAAAACCUGUUCUUCAACUUCCACAAUUGUUGGAAACGAAGGAGCCAUUUCAAACCUUAACGCAGUGUGGCUCUGCGUCUCGGAAUUUGUUUUCACACAGCUGCCGAGGAGGCUUUCGGAUGAGCUCGGACAGCCACAUUCCAGAGCCAGAUUCUCUCAGGUUUGAGCCGAGUCGUGCGUUCCUCUGUGCUGGCUUUGGCUGAGCGCAGGCUGUGGCUGCCAGGAGCAGGUUCCAUUAACCUUCAUUAAGUGGGGCAUCCCCCCGGCGGAGCUGCGGGGCUGCAGCGCGGGGUUCCUCUGGGUGAUGCCCGUGCCCGCUGCGCGGCUGCUGGGGGGGCUGGCAGCGAUGGCAUUCCUCAGCAGCCUGCGCUGAAGGGAAGCAGCGAGCAGCACUUCCAGCCCAGGAGCUGCUGUGGGGAGUUGGGAGCAGCAGUGCCAGCGGGAGAGCUGGACUUGGCAUCCGAGCGCCAACAUCAACCAGAAAGAAAUCUCUCAAGAUUGAGUCUUUUUCAGUAAAGAAACGGUAAAAUGGCGUCAAUGUUGCUUAGUCGGCAGCUUACCUGUUGCCUGCAGCAAAACUCCAGACUGCUGGUAUUUGGACACAGGUAUAUCAGUCAAGCUGCAGCUAAAAUUGAUGUGGAUUUUGAUUAUGAUGGACCUCUGAUGAAGACAGAAGUUCCUGGACCACGAUCUAGAGAAUUAAUGAAGAAGCUGAAUGGCAUCCAGAAUGCAGAAGCUGUGCACUUCUUUUGCAAUUAUGAAGAGAGCCGAGGGAACUACCUCGUAGAUGUAGAUGGCAAUCGCAUGUUGGAUCUCUACUCUCAGAUUUCUUCCAUCCCAAUAGGUUACAGCCAUCCCUCUCUGAUCAAGCUUUUACAGCAGCCACAGAACCUGAGCACUUUUAUCAACAGACCUGCCCUAGGGAUUUUACCUCCAGAGAAUUUUACAGAAAAACUGAAGGAGUCUUUGCUAUCAGUGGCUCCUAAGGGUUUGUCACAGGUGAUGACCAUGUCUUGUGGAUCCUGCUCUAAUGAAAAUGCCUUUAAAGCAAUAUUCAUGUGGUACAGAAACAAGGAGAGGGGCCAUAAUAAUGUCACAAAAGAAGAGCUGGAAUCUUGCAUGAUUAACCAGCCCCCUGGCUGCCCUGACUACGCCAUGCUCUCCUUCAUGGGCGGCUUCCACGGCAGGACCCUGGGUUGCUUAGCUACAACUCACUCUAAAGCAAUUCACAAACUGGACAUUCCCUCACUGGACUGGCCUAUUGCUCCAUUUCCAAGGCUAAAGUAUCCCCUGGAAGACUUUGUGAAAGAGAAUCAACAGGAAGAAGCCCGUUGUUUAGAGGAGGUGGAAGACCUGAUUGUAAAGUACAGGAAAAAGAAGAAGAUUGUGGCUGGAAUCAUUGUGGAACCAAUACAGUCAGAGGGUGGGGACAAUCAUGCUUCAGAUGACUUCUUCAGAAAGCUGCGAGAUAUUGCCAGAAAGCAUGGCUGUGCUUUCCUGGUGGACGAGGUGCAGACGGGAGGCGGCUGCACAGGAAAAUUCUGGGCACACGAGCACUGGGGCCUGGAUGACCCAGCUGAUGUGGUAACAUUCAGUAAGAAGAUGAUGACAGGAGGGUUUUUCCACAAAGAGGAGUUCAGGCCAAAUGCUCCCUACCGGAUUUUUAACACCUGGCUUGGAGAUCCAUCCAAGAACCUUAUGCUUGCUGAAGUCAUUAAGGUUAUUAAAACAGAAGACCUUCUAAACAAUGCAACCCAUGCUGGGAAAGCACUACUGACUGGGCUGCUGGAUCUGCAGGCUCGUUACCCCCAUCUCAUCAGCAGAGUGAGAGGAAGAGGAACAUUCUGUUCGUUUGACACUCCAAAUGAUGCAACUAGAAACAAGUUAAUUACAAUAGCCAGAAACAAAGGUGUUGUCCUGGGAGGCUGUGGAGACAGAUCCAUCCGUUUUCGUCCCACGCUGAUCUUCAAGGACCACCAUGCACACCUCUUCCUGAACAUUUUCAGUGACAUCUUAGCAAACUUCAAGUAAAAAGCAGUUCCCUUGCACUGAACAACUGAUUAUGAAAUUAGUUUGCAUUAAUUCAUGUCUUCUCUACUUGCAAGUGUAAAGUCAUAAACUGAGGUUUGUGUUCUGUCUGUAAUCCUGCCCAAGGCAAGCUGCUCCAUGCACACGUGCCCCAGGCAGAGCGUUGGCACUGGUCACCAGCAGGUACAUGCAGCUGUCCCUCACUGUGCAUCCCCAGAACUUCCCUCCCUCUUCUGGCCUGGGCCAUGCUCACUGCAGAGUGCCCUACAGCCAUGUCCCUGACUCUGCACUGUCUGAGCAGGACCUGGCACAGGCUGUUUUACCACAGGUGACCCUGGUAGAUGUGCAUCCAGAAGCAGCAAGUGUGGCCAAACACUGAGAGCCACACGCCUGCCACACAGAGUGCCGCUCUCUAAUGGCAGCUGGAAUCCAAUCGGUGUUUCAAGGGAAGCUCUGCUUUCCACCACUGCCAAGCACAGUAUUUUACAGAAUAAUUUCCAGCUUUAUUCCCUCGAGUACAGGCAUCUGCCACACCAACUGCAUCAGGGCAGCUCUGCCCAGCCUGCACUCAGCCACACCUACAGCGCUGCAAGUGGCACUGAUGCCCUUGUCCUUUUGUCCUCAUCACGGAUGGGUUUUAAAACUUUUGACUUCUCUUACAAGCAGACUUGUACAGAGAAAACUCUACCCUGAAGUAUGUAAUCUGACAAAGCUUAGAGAACCAUGCAAAGCACAUUCUUGCACUUCUACCAGCAGUCUAGAAUGAUUCCAGAUUAUUUUACUAUUUGCCCAGAACACACAAUAGCCAUUAUUUUAUCUAUUAUAACUUCUACACAAAUAUUUGAGGUAUUUUGUAAAACUAAAGCAGAAAUGCCAUUAUCUGGUAUCAGAGCCACUGCAGUGAAGGCCUAGUCCUGACUGCACAUUUAUAAUGCAAAGUAAUUCUAUUUUUGUUCUAAUAGUAUAUUCUAAGUCAUCAAAACUUCAGAGAUCUUCUAGAAAGCCACAGGAUCAAAAAAUGUGUCAACAGUUCAUUAAUUUGUUUUUCUUCAGAGAAUUGUUUUGGAUGUCUCUUUACUGUUUGCUGAAGGCUGACUUGAACUAGAUCUGGUGCCUUUCUUUUUAUUUUUAUUGGUGAGCAUCUGGAUUUUGUUUACUAAGUUUAACUUUCUGUUGUGCACCAAAAAACAGGGACCACAAUGGACUUUUACAGUUGCCCUUUCAGGACCUGACCACAAUUUUUAAGUGCAUAAGAAACAGAGAAGUUAAAAGAUUUACAUGUUUAAUACAGCUACCAAAAUGUGAAAAGGUUCCUUACCUGCUUUCAGAAGUGUUCACCAUGGUUUUCCCAUUUUAAAAUACUGGUAUUGGGAAAUUCAAGCACAGUCACUUCUGCCAGCUCAAACCCACUGGGAUUUCUGUAAACCUCUGCAGAAAGCAGAAUUCUGGUGCCAGCUGGGCAGAACCUGAGCAGGUUUUUGAACAGAGGUUGUAGAAAUCUGGGGGAAGGACUGGUAAAAAUUGGUGUUCAACAAAACUUCAUUGUCAUCGCUGUCCUCGUAAGCGUAUUAUCAGCAAAAGGAAAGUCAAACCAAGAACUGGAUUUGACAGCAUUUUGGGAAUUAGUUUGUUCAACAUAUCAGUGCAGUAGUUUUAGUGAAUGUCUCUAGCAAGUCUUGUACUUUUACAGAAGCAAAGGUCCAGUAAUUUGAAGUCUUACCACAUCUUCACUUUUAUUAUGACUACUCUAGGUGUUUUUAUAAUUUUUACUGACACUCAGUAACUGUAUAAUUGUGUACAACAUGUUGACGAAAUCGUUAGAGAAUACUUAGAAAGCACUGCAGCUGAAGCAUAUAAAGUUAAUAUUGUUUACAGCAUACUGUAGACAGUGCCAAAUAAAUGUUUAAACAAAUACUUAAGUACACUUCAUGGUGUAACUAGUAACUGUACACAGAUUCAUAACAAAUGACAUCAAUCAUGUGUAAUCAAUAUUCUUAAAUAAAAUAUUUAUAAUUGAA
Molecule: messenger RNA, 4419 nt
Organism: Taeniopygia guttata (zebra finch)
Lineage: Eukaryota; Metazoa; Chordata; Aves; Passeriformes; Estrildidae
Source: RefSeq, a predicted model, not a curated record